This is a messenger RNA of Monodelphis domestica (gray short-tailed opossum), 2410 nucleotides long. RefSeq names its product VRK serine/threonine kinase 1 (gene VRK1). Gene Ontology annotation, molecular function: ATP binding; protein kinase activity. Gene Ontology annotation, biological process: protein phosphorylation. NCBI's taxonomy places the organism in Eukaryota, Metazoa, Chordata, Mammalia, Didelphimorphia, Didelphidae. The record is from RefSeq and is a predicted model, not a curated record.
GGGAAGUUCAGUCUGUGAAGGAGCCUCCUGCGUUGCGGUUUCAGGUGGGGAAAGUAGCCGGGCACUGGGGUCGAGGGGAACCAGAGAACUAGGAGGGGGUCGUUUCGGCAGGCUCGGCGACCAAGUCUCUGACGAGCGGGGACCUGGAGAGAGAGUUAUACGCUGUUUCCGUCCUAGGCCAGCCCGGAGCCUUCUGUGCCCUGGUUUAUUGGCGUCUUUUUCUGGUGCCAGCGGAAGGCCGGACGGGAAAAUGCCUCGUAUUAAAACAUCACAACCUAGAAGAAGAGGUGCUGUGCAGAGAAAGCUGGCAGAACAGUUUGCAGCUGGGGAAGUUUUAAUUGACCUGAGGAAACAAGAAUGGAAAGUAGGACAACCCAUUGGCCAAGGUGGUUUUGGCUGCCUAUAUCUUGCUGAUACUAAUUCUUCAAAUUCGGUUGGUGUUGAUGCCCGUUGUGUUAUAAAAGUGGAACCAAGUGACAAUGGACCUCUUUUUACUGAACUAAAGUUCUAUCAGAGAGCUGCUAAACCAGAGCAAAUUAAAAAAUGGAUUCAUUCCCAUAAACUGAAGUACCUGGGUAUUCCUAAGUAUUGGGGUUCUGGACUACAUGAUAAAAAUGGAAACAGUUACAGGUUUAUGGUAAUGGAUCGUUUUGGGAGCGAUCUCCAAAAGUUGCAUGAAGCUAAUGCUAAAAAGUUUUCACGAAAAACUGUCUUGCAGCUAAGUUUAAGAAUACUGGAUAUUUUGGAAUAUAUCCAUGAGCAUGAAUAUGUACAUGGAGAUAUCAAGGCCUCAAAUCUUCUUCUGAGCUAUGAGAAUCCCGACCAGGUAUAUUUAGUAGAUUAUGGCCUUGCUUACCGAUAUUGUCCAGAAGGAAUUCAUAAAGAGUACAGAGAAGAUCCUAAAAGGUGUCAUGAUGGAACCAUUGAAUUUACAAGUAUUGAUGCACAUAAGGGUGUGGCACCAUCAAGACGGGGUGAUUUGGAAAUACUAGGUUACUGCAUGAUCCAUUGGCUCAGUGGCUAUCUCCCUUGGGAAGACAAUUUGAAGGAUCCUAAUUACGUCAGAGAUUCCAAAAUCAGCUACCGAGAAAAUAUUGCAAGUUUGAUGGACAAGUGUUUUCCUGAGAAAAAUAAGCCAGAUGAAAUUGCUAAAUAUCUUGAAGAAGUAAAAUUACUGGAAUAUACAGAAAAACCUCAUUAUCAGCGUUUACGAGAAAUUCUUUUGCAAGGUCUAAAGGCUACAGGAAGUAACGACGACGGCAAACUGGACUUACAUAUCUUGCAAAAUGGAGAUUUGCCAACAAAAAAGCGAAAGAAAGAAGUAGAAGAAAACAUAGAAUCAGGGGUUGAAGAUAUGGAAAUCUCAACUAGAAGUAUAUUGGAGGGAGCUCAAACUCGUUCAAGAACCAGAAAGAGAGUUCUGAAGUAAAACAGAUACAGUAACUCCAUAUGCAGAAUUUGCUCCAUUUCCCCUUUUUCUGUAUUACUUCUUUUCUCUUCAUGUUGUGUUUAUUUUUCAUGUAAAUCUUGGGAAGAAGGAUGGUGGAAAUAUUUUUAAGUCUUUAUGUUUUUGAAGAGUGCUUCAAGAUUUUUAUUAAAAUAAAUACUUCAUAUAAUUUGUUACUCAUCAAGGUCCAAUUUAUGAAAUGUUCAAAUUAUAUUAUCAUUAUUUAGUGCAUUUUGUGACAUCCUGAAAAAGUUUAAAUUCCUAAAGUGAAAUGUUAGCAGGUGUUAACUUAAAAAAAUGUAUAAACAUCUGGAUGCUUUGGAGGCUACACUAGGAUCUCAAUAUAGUUAUAUAUACUGGAAAGAAAGUAAUGCAUUUCUUAUUCACUUAACUUUAUUUUAAUCCAGUAUGUUCCCCCCCCACCCCCCCCAUGAUAGAGAUAGGUAUCUCUGGAAUUUUAAAAGGGAAUUUUUCCCCCUUUAAUCCAAAGUAAAGAAUUUCUGGGCUUUUGAAACAUGUAUUUUUUUUUUUAAUUCUUAAGUUUAUUAUAAAUUUGCACCUUUGAAUUUUAGUAGUCAAUGAAUUGGUAUUUUGUUGAGAGCUUAUAACUGUUGUUAUAAUCACUUUUACCUUUAAUAUUGUCUUAUGUAACAUACUUAAUUUAGUUUAUUUAUCUUUACAAUAUCCUUGUAAAGGGAUGGUGGAAGCAGAUAUUUUUCCAGAUUCCCUAAAAGAGAAACUGAUAUAUUGUAGUGUUAAUUGAGUUGUCUGUAGUCAGUGGCAAAAGGAAACCUGCCUCCAGAACCCUGACAUUCUUUUUUGAUGUGACAAUUGAAAAUGCAUUUAUUUUCUUUCAAGAUAUACCACCUUGCCUCAAAUAUAACUGUAGCUUUUCGGUCAACUAAAAAAAUGAGACAAAUAAUUAUAAUAAAGAUUUCCUUCAUUUGAGGGGAAAAAAAGCAA